Molecule: messenger RNA, 1107 nt
Organism: Brassicogethes aeneus
Lineage: Eukaryota; Metazoa; Arthropoda; Insecta; Coleoptera; Nitidulidae
Source: the annotation of a GenBank genome assembly
UUCUACAUAGUUAUUUGUCCACGGUUAUGUUUCCUUAUAUUGUGAUAUGUUAACUUGAAAUGGGCGUAAAUUACCGUAAAGAAAUCAUUGCAUAUUAAUAAGUGUAACAUUUAAAAUGGAAGAUUUUACUUGUCCAAGAUGCAGGACAUCGAAAUUUCAAAACCCAUCACUAAAAAUGAUGGUCAAUGUUUGUGGACAUGGUUUAUGCGAAAGUUGUGUGGAAUUACUGUUUUUAAAGGGAUCUGGUUCUUGUCCUGAAUGUAGAAUUCCCUUAAGAAGAAAUAAUUUUAGAGUGCAACUAUUUGAGGAUCCUGCAGUUGAAAAAGAAGUUGAUAUAAGAAAAAGAGUACUUAGAGAUUUUAAUAAAAAAGAAGAUGAUUUUGAAUCAUUAUUGGACUUUAAUAAUUACUUGGAAAAAGUGGAAACAAUAAUCUACAAUUUAACAAAUAAUAUUGAUAUUAUAGAUACAAAUAAAAAAAUCGAGCAAUACAAAAAGGAUAAUAAAGAACAAAUUCAAAAGAGUAAAAAUAAGUUGGGUAGAGAAGAAUAUGAGUUGGAAGAAAUGUUGGAAAUGGAAAAACAAAUAGAGCAAGCAAGAAAACAGGAAAUCCAGCAAGAGGAAAUUGAAGCUAAAAAAAAGAAAAUUCGUGAAAAAGAAGCACUUUUAGAUGAAUUAAUGUUUUCAAACGCAAAUGCUCAAAAUAUCCUUGAAACAUUUGCUCAACAAGCCAAAGAAGCACAGGUUGAAAAAGCUAAAGCUCCCCCAAAAUCGUCUCAUUUCUCAACAGGCAUCAAAAUUGGGGGAACAUCUCACAAUCCAUUUAUGGUUCCAAUUGAUGAAGGUCCUCUAUAUCAAUACAAAUCAGUUACAAUUCAAACCAAUGGUCCUGAACCACCUAAUGAUGAAGAAAUUGUUAGUAAAGGUUUUAUUAACCAUGUCAGAUCAGAAACAGAGCAAGAAAGAGCUGGAGGGUUUAAAUCUAAUAUUGCAUGCAAAAGGGCUCUGCAAGAUGCACUUUUGGGGUUGUAUCAUACUAGGACAUCUUUUGCUUAAGUAAUAUUUGUAUUAUAAAUAAGUUUCUUUUGUAUAAUAAAUUUUUUUUCCAA